Aspergillus nidulans FGSC A4 is the source of this 498-nucleotide messenger RNA. RefSeq lists its product as uncharacterized. The transcript has 2 exons. NCBI's taxonomy places the organism in Eukaryota, Fungi, Ascomycota, Eurotiomycetes, Eurotiales, Aspergillaceae. The record is from RefSeq and is a predicted model, not a curated record. Bases 1 to 498 code for a protein of 165 amino acids.
AUGGCGGUCCUCUUGUACAAUGAUCGACGGCCUAUGGCACUAACCAGCGAUCCAGAAAUUCAGCCAUGUGCCCAUUUUACGCCCUAUUCUGCCUGGAUCAAUGGCGAUGCCAAUAUCAAGCAUCUUGUCAAAUUUGGGUCACCUGCUUGGAUGCACCUACAUGGAGCUUCAAAAUAUGCUAGCAAGCCAACCAGCAAGAUCGACCCAAAGGCUAAAAAGGUACAUGUUGUCGGAUAUCAAGGCUCCCAUAUCUAUGUUAUUUGGGACCCCGAAAUCAAUCAACUCCGUGACACCAGUAAUAUCUUGAUCAAGGAAGAAUUCAGCCCUCCACAGAACAAGCUGUACAAAGCCACCAAAGCUGCCAAAACUAUUAAAGCUACCAAAGCUGCAGAACCAAAAACCAAUGGAAAACCUUCCUAUACAGGAUAUAUCAGACAUUACCUCCAGAGAAGAGCUAUACCGACCUGCCAAAGGAUUUGCUAUCCUAAAAUCUACUAA